GUAAACAGUGAGCCAACAUAACAGAAUUGCUACAGGUGACAGGACGUCUGAAAAACGAACAACGAAUUCAACAGUCAACAAACACUUGUCUUUUGCUGCAUAUCAAAAGAAUUUUCAGGAUUUUGGCAGGCUUGGCUGGAAUUCUUCUACACAUACUGCGCUUACCCUUGCAGCAGGAAGAAAAUAUUUCUCUAGCAAAGUCAUUUGAAAAUGGAAACACAAGCCACGGCCUACCUUGGCCAAAGCAAUGCCUGGGACCCAGCCACCCUGAACAAUGUCCAAGUGUCUCAGCAGUGCAUGAUAAGAGUGAAAAGGGACAUCAUGUCCAUCUACAAAGAUCCUCCGCCCGGAAUUUUUGUGGUGACUGAUGAAGUGGACAUGACCAUGGUGCACGCUGUCAUCACAGGCACCGACGGCACCCCUUACGAGGGUGGCCUCUUCUACUUUGUGAUACGCUUUCCUCCCAACUACCCAAUUGAGCCACCAAAGGUCAAGUUCAUGACGACUGGUGGAGGCUCGGUGCGCUUCAACCCCAAUCUUUACUGCAGUGGCAAGGUUUGCCUCAGUAUCCUUGGAACAUGGCAAGGACCUGCGUGGAGUCCUGCUCAAAGUCUUGAAAGUGUCCUCGUCUCCAUCCAAAGUCUGCUUUGUGAAAAUCCUUAUCACAAUGAGCCAGGAUUUGAAAGGGAGAGAAACAAAGGAGACAACGUGAAGUACAAUGAAAUCAUCAGGCAUGAGACUCUGAGAGUUGCAGUGAUUGGUAUGGUGGAGAAUGAAUUCUUUCUCAACAUCCCGAAGCAGUUGCAGGAUGUCAUGGAGCAGACUUUCCUGAACUACUAUGACAGUUACAUAGCCCUUGCUGAGAAGAACGUCCACAUGACCAAUAUUGCCAUGCAGGACCCCUUUGGAGAAAGAAGAGGAAAGUUUGUGUACAAUUUGCUGUCUCAGAGACUGCCCCCUAUUUUUGAGAAGCUGAAGGCUAAGUGGGGUGAACAGGCUGUUCCUACUCAACCUGUGCCUGAAUAUGCUUCAGCUGCUGGGGACCAGAAUGUCGAACCACUUGAGUUCUCAGACUUGGAGGACAUGUAGUUCCAGACUGUUUACUGAGGCGAACACCUACAAUCAUCUCGCCAAUGUUCAAAGUGCUGGGCACUGCAAAUAUCUGCAGAUGCCAUUUUUUUCCGUUCACAAAUCAGUUCCAAUAUUUAUACUUGCCGAGUGACUGAAGAUAAAUAAUUAAAAGUUACUCUUAAAUGGUGUAUAAUUUACAAGUAUUAUGCCUCUUAAAGCAUCUUGCAUAUUUAAACACUUUGCUGUUUCGACAAAUUCCGCCAAUCAAAAGAAGCUCAUUCUCACAACGAUUUAGUAGACAAACAAAACUUGUCAUAAAUUUGCAACGUUGAGCUGCUUUUUUACAGUGCUUGGAAUGUAAUAAUUUUCUCUUUAAGUUUGUAUCAAAAUUCAAUAUGGAAUCCGAUGGAAGCAAACACAAUGAAUUCCAAACAUACAGUUUGAUUAUAACUAUGCUGUCUUUUUUCUAUUGGUAAAUUCUUGUCUAAUUUUUUAAAAAGCCAAAAUAUGUGGGAGUGUAGAGCCAUAUAUGACAAAAUUGAAAACCAAAAAUGUAAUUAACAUACUUCAAUCUCAUAAUGACAGUUUUUCCCUCCUCAAAGUUAAGUUACAUUGAAGGUACUUGAUGUAAAUAUAUUAUGUAUAUUCUGCAAAUUUAUCUAAAUUCAUUCUAAUAAAAUUGUUCCUUUGAUCAUCAGCUCAAUUUGAUAAACUAGAUUGCUACUUAAGAAGGUUAUUAACUAUUGUAAUUUUUUUCAAGUCAUCGAUCUGUAUUGAAACGAACAACCAAUAAAAGAAGAUAAAUUUGU
Neocloeon triangulifer is the source of this 1880-nucleotide messenger RNA. Its product is annotated as ubiquitin-conjugating enzyme E2 Z-like. The record is from RefSeq and is a predicted model, not a curated record. Gene Ontology annotation, biological process: negative regulation of apoptotic process. Lineage: Eukaryota; Metazoa; Arthropoda; Insecta; Ephemeroptera; Baetidae. Gene Ontology annotation, cellular component: nucleus. Bases 211 to 1089 code for a protein of 292 amino acids. The transcript has 5 exons. Gene Ontology annotation, molecular function: cysteine-type endopeptidase inhibitor activity; ubiquitin conjugating enzyme activity.